This is a messenger RNA of Aphanomyces invadans, 982 nucleotides long. RefSeq lists its product as hypothetical. The transcript has 2 exons. The coding region runs from base 19 to 933 and encodes 304 amino acids. NCBI's taxonomy places the organism in Eukaryota, Oomycota, Saprolegniomycetes, Saprolegniales, Verrucalvaceae. The record is from RefSeq and is a predicted model, not a curated record.
UACACCAACGAGACGAAUAUGCAACCGCGGCGAUCCGUGCCAAUCGAUGACGUGUACGUGUCCCGCGCUCCGUCCAACAUGCCGUCGUCAUCGUCGGAAGGGCAGAUUGUAGUGUCUCUUGUGAAGCAAGCCGCGUCGUCUCCGCGGGUGCGGACACUGACUCUAUUUUGGCUCGUCGGGUUGUUUGCGAUGCUGUGGGCGCCAGCACCAAUUCACGUGACGGAUGAAAUGAAACACGUCUACGAGGCCAAGCUGGUGGAUGCAGCACACAUCGAAAACUACGACGAAACGUAUGCAGCGCUAUUAAACGCGGAAGAAGCCGUCGCGGAGGCACAGGUCUGGUUUUGGCGAUUCCGGCCCGAACAUCGAGCUGUGGUGGACGCGCGACAAGCCAUUGCAACGCAAGCGCGAACAAAGUUAAACCAUCUCGACGAUCUUCGCGAGGCCAAGAUGCGAGAAGCCAAAGCGUACGUCGGGCUUUGGUCGGACUACGGGCUGAACGAAGUGCGUGCUCGGUUCUGGGCUGCGUUCGAUUCGGGCAAGGUGUUUGCGUCGCGGCAGACUUUCUGGCAAAUGGUGUUUUCCGUGCUGCAAUCCCGCGAGGAGAACGUGAUCAGCCUCAUCUUUCACUGGGCCUUCGUCGCCCUCAUCAACUUUACAUUUGGCCUGAUUGGAAGCCUCUUCUACUUUACCGCGUCGCUCUUUUCGAUGGUAUUCACGUACAACCCGGAUCCGUUGAGUGCCGUGGCGUUUGUGGGCCUUGCGCUCCUCGGCGCCGUCGCCGUCGUCGCAUCGUACCUCCUUGGCAUUUACGCCAUGGCCGCCAGCAGCGUGUACGUUGUCGGCAAGUUGGCGGUGCACAGUGCCAGGAUCCAGUACGAGGACCAACGGGCCGCUCCCGCGCACCUUCGCCAACGACCGCACCAUGAAUAGAUGAAGGCAGAUAAGGCGUUCAAACAGCAAGAUUGGCUUUCUCGCUACA